AUCCAAAACAUGGAUCCAACGGAUAUCCAAUCAGACUUGAAGGACAAGUUGUUUGGAGCACGUAAGAACUGCUCCACACCAUCCGGCUCAACAAUGGAAGCUGUUGGCAACAAGCAUUAUGACGUCGUGGUGAUCGGCGCUGGAAUUGCUGGUCUGUCCGCCGUCCGCCAUCUGCUCCUGAAGAUCCCCGAGCUGAGAGCCAACCGCGUUGCUGUGAUCGACCCCCGCAGCAGCAUCAGGAACAACCUGCUCGAGGACUACAAGGUCGGCGAGUCGACCGUCGAGAUCUCGGGCAUGUUCUUUGCCCGCGAGCUCGAGCUCCAGGACUACCUGAUCGAGAACCAGCCACCCAAGUUCUCGCUCCAGUUCCACUGGCCCAAGAAGGUGGACAAGACCGACUCGAUGGACGACUACCACAGCACCUGGGCCGUCAAGAACCCCGACAUCCAGGCGUUCCAGCUCAACCGCUCCAAGAUGGAGAAGGACCUGCUGCAGAUGGUCAUCGACCAAGGUGCCGUCUACUACCACGGCCGUGUGAAGGACGUCGACAUUGGCAUGGGCGACGCCGUCAAGACCAUCGACAUCCAGAUGCUCUCGGAGGAGGUCAACUUUGACGAUCAGAAGCCGCUGGAGAGGAUCAACAUCACCACCGACUACAUCGCCGACGCCAGUGGCCGUAACUUUAUCAUUGGCACGCGUACCGACAAUGUGCUCAAGGACCCCAAGCAUCUGUUUGGUCUGCAGAACGCUUCUACAUGGCUGCGUGUCAAGAACACCGACAAGAAGUACUUUGACUUCAACGAUCAGAGCGUGACUUCCAGUUGGUACUAUGCCACAAACCACUUCUUCGGCCCAGGCUACUGGAUCUGGAUGAUCCCCAUCGAGCGUGCUACCCACGACUUCUCCAUCGGUGUCUCCUAUCACCGUGACAAGUAUGAUCCAAGUGAGUUCAACAGCUUGGACAAGUUCAUGGCCUUCCUUGAGACCAACCAGAAGGUACUGUACAACAUCAUCAAGAGUGGUGAGAUUGUUGACUUCCAUAGAUGGCCGAGAUUGGCACACACUUCAAAGGUGUUUGUGUCUGAGGACAACUGGUGUGUGCUCGGUGAUGCCGCUGCAAUCUUUGAUCCAUUCUACUCAACUGGAAUGGUGAUGAUUGCCAUGGAGGUCGAGUGUCUGACCGAGUUGACCAAGUACCGUCUGAGUGGCGACAAGUGCGCCACAAAGACCCGUCAGCAAGCCUACGACAAGUUGAUCCGCGCCAUCACUCAGACCAACUGCCAUCUGAUCAAGAAGCACUCUGACCAUCUGGGCAAUGCAUCGAUCAUGUCAUGGCGUAUCUACCUCGAGUCGCUCUCCUACUUUGGUAUCUUGCUGCCGGCCUACAUUGGCAAGUACCAUUUGUGUCCCAUCUUUGGCCACGAGUUUGCCGACAACAACUGGCGUCUGAUCGAGUUCCGCGACCGCCUGCUCAACCUGAUGGACUACAUCGGCCAGCAGGGCCAGAACGUCGGCUUCAUGGACAACCAUCGCGGUGGCCAGCUGAUCGGAUCGUUCUGCCCCACUUCGUCCUGGGACUAUGAGCACUGCAUCUCAAUGUGCAUGUACGGCCACAAGCGUCUCAACCUGCACAAGUACAUGAUCUGGACACACUUCUACCAGAUGGCUGGUGUGAUCAAGAUGUUGUACCGCGCAUUUGGUGCUCGUCUGCUGCUGAAUGGUGACUUCCAGUGGAUGAUGACGCACACGAUGAAGACCAUGGGCUUCCACUCGGUCAAGUCCUGGGUACACUACCUGUCCAACAUUAGCAAUCCAGUGACCGACGACUACUACGACAGGAACCAGAUCUCCUUCAAGGAGUACCAGUACACUGGAGAAGCCGUGCCUUGGGAGUCAUCA
Acytostelium subglobosum LB1 is the source of this 1899-nucleotide messenger RNA. RefSeq lists its product as hypothetical. NCBI's taxonomy places the organism in Eukaryota, Evosea, Eumycetozoa, Acytosteliales, Acytosteliaceae. The record is from RefSeq and is a predicted model, not a curated record. The transcript is spliced from 2 exons. Gene Ontology annotation, molecular function: monooxygenase activity. The annotation marks the transcript as partial.